Anneissia japonica is the source of this 3113-nucleotide messenger RNA. RefSeq names its product mitochondrial import inner membrane translocase subunit TIM44-like. Gene Ontology annotation, molecular function: protein-folding chaperone binding. Gene Ontology annotation, cellular component: mitochondrial inner membrane. Gene Ontology annotation, biological process: protein import into mitochondrial matrix. The record is from RefSeq and is a predicted model, not a curated record. The transcript has 15 exons. Lineage: Eukaryota; Metazoa; Echinodermata; Crinoidea; Comatulida; Comatulidae. The coding region runs from base 46 to 1416 and encodes 456 amino acids.
UAAAAGUAUACGGAGAGGGCGCUUGUUGAUUUCCAAUCAGCAAAAAUGGCUGCGAGCAUGUGCAAGAUUCAUCGUCAGAUCUUUAGGCAGCUAACUCAUAUACAAACAUAUAAUGUUGCCUCAGCUGCAAGUGGUGGUAAAGUUUGGCUACCACAUUCACAACAUGGCAACCCUAUACUGGAUAGACAUCCGCAUCAGAUAAGAACAUAUUCAAAUGAGUCUGGAAAGAGGAGUUUUAUAGGACAGUUUAUUGACAAUCUUAAGUCAGAAAUGAGCAAAAAUAAGGAAAUGAAGGAAAACAUCAAGAAAUUUAGAGAAGAGGCGGAAAAACUAGAACAGUCGGAUGCUUUAAAAGCAGCUAGAGAAAAAUAUGAUGAACUAGAAACAGAAACAAGUAAAAGCGGUGAAAUGCUACGAAAAACUUAUUCUGAAAUUAAAGAUAAAGUAGGACAGAGCGUUGAGGAAAUGCAGAAACAAGAAUGGGUCAAGAAGGGAAUUGAUACAGCUGAUGGUAUCUCAAAGACAGCUAAAGGAGCAGCCCAAAGGGUAACCAAAUCAGGUGAAGAUUUAGUCAAGUCAAAAACUUUCCAGUCAAUAUCAGAGGGUGUUAAAGCAGUGAAGCAUGAACUUGAUGAGAGCACUACAGCAAAGGCUCGAGCAUACAAAGCACCAGUAAAACUUAGGAAGAGAACAGAACAUAUGGUUAAUAAAUCACAAAGUGAUAAGCAGAUAGAAAUUAACGAGGAUGACACAGGCAUGGUAUUACACAAAGACUCAAAGUUUUAUGAACAAUGGAAGAAUUUUACUGAAAACAAUCAAGUGUUCACCAAAAUUCUUGAUUGGAAAGUUAAGUAUGAUGAGAGUGAAAAUAUGAUGGUGAGAGCUACAAGAUCAGUUACAGACAGAGUUAGUAAUUUACUAGGUAAGUUCACUCCAACUGAAACUUCAGAAGUAUUAACAGAAAUUAUCAAAAUUGAUCCGUCAUUCAGCAAGGAAAAGUUUUUAAAUAUGUGUGAAGAAGAAAUUAUUCCAAAUGUUUUAGAGGCAAUGAUACGAGGUGAUCUAGAAAUUCUUAAGGAUUGGUGCUAUGAAGCUCCUUACAGCCAGUUAGCAACACCCAUCCAGCAGGCAAAGGCAAUGGGGUAUAAAUUUGACUCAAGAAUACUUGAUGUUGACAGUCUAGAUAUCGCAAUGGGCAAGAUGAUGGAGCAGGGACCAGUCCUUGUGAUCACAUUCCAGGCUCAGCAGAUUAUGGUGGUAAAGAACAUGAAGGAUGAAAUCAUCGAAGGAGACCCUGAGAAAGUGAUGCGAGUAACUUAUGUGUGGGUAUUAUGUCGAGAUCAGGAGGUGCUUGAUCCAAGUGCGGCAUGGAAGGUCCUUGACUUGUCAGCAAACUCUGCCCAACAGUGGGUUUAAUGUUACCAUUUCCCACACUUGCACUCAAAGAGUGCAAACUAUCUAUCCACACCUAAGUAUAUCUUUAUGAUAAAUCAACUGAUGUCAUCAGCGUAAAAUUUUACCUACACCAUCCUCUGGGUGACUAAAAUGAAGAGCAGUCAUCAGCCAGGAAAUGGGAUUGGAUGGCAAUGCCUGGAUCUCCUGUCAUGCCAGUUCGAGUGGAUACAUUAGAGUGAACUGUAACAAAUGCAAAUUUAUCCAAAAGGAACAAUUAGAUCAUUAUUUGUCGCACUCAUGCUUGUAUUUUUAGAGUGAAACUGUACUUUGUGAGACUUUUGUUUGUUUUAAAUGCAAAAAUGCUCUGUGCACAAAAGUUCUGGAAUGUUUUUCGUACUUUUGAUAAUUAUUCCAUAUUUAAAUUACAGUCUUGGCAAAUCAAUUUGUGUUGAACCUAACUGGCGGCAAUUUGUGUUAAUAUAGAGUUAUGAUAAUUGUUUAGUUACUGUACCAGUUGGUUUAAUUAAAUACAAAACAUUACUGUACAUCAAAUAUGUGAAUGGCUAAGAUGGGCGUGGAUCGACGGGGGAUGGUUUAUAGGAGGGACAUCAUAUCAAUUUUCCCCUACUAUUCACCAUUUGUCUGUAGUAAAAAAUCCACUUAAAGCAAGUAGAAAGAACAACAAUUACGAAUGACUAAUAUAAGAUAAAUAUUAUUUUUAUGAACGUUAGUUAUAAUUAAUUGUAAAUUGUUAACUUUAAAAUCAAUUAAAUACGACUAAAAAAGGCAUAGGCUUUUCCCCCGGAACCCACUGGGGCUUUCCCCUGGCUCCCAUUUACCAAUUUUCCUCACCCCACUUUCAAGCACGGAAAAAAGGCUAGCACCCUGAGUAAUUCGUACAUAACUCCCACAAGCUGUAGUUCACAAAAGUUCACAAAAAAUUGACCUGAUUCCCGAUAUUAUAUGUGGUACAACUGAUUUUGUUUUUAAGACACAAAAUGGGUGUUUGACAAAAAAAAAAAACCAGCAUUUUUUCCAACAUAAAAAUUUUUUUUUUCCUCCGGAACCUGCCUUUAAUACACUGAUGACAUAAAUAAUUUUUCAGUGUUUUUUUAAUUAUCGUUAGGCUAUUUACAGUAUGAGAAGGCGGUUCAAUAUGUCAUUCAACAAGGUGCCUGUUGAUAAUUGCAUAUUCACUCGCUGAUUAAUUGAAUAAUACUGUACACAAAUUUCAAGUUUGGAGAAAAGCAGGUAGAAAAUUAUUUUGUUGAAGUAGACCAAUCACCAUGCAUAUACAGUGUCAUAUCUGGGGUAUUAACAUGGGUUGUUUGUUGAUGAAAGUAAUAGUACUCUAGCUCAGGAAUGAGACAAUGUGAGGUGAUUACAACUACUUAAGUGUAAAUUUUCUGCAGUGGAAUCUUUUGAUAUGCCUCUGUGAAUAGACCGACCCUUGCUUGUUACAUAAUUUGCUGUAUUCAGUGAAAACAUUCACAGAAUCACAACAGGUGUGCCGGACAUGAUGAUAAUGAGGGAAGAGUAGGUAUAAAAAUGUAAUAAUGAAAUUUAGUUACAUUUUUAUGCUUUUUGUGGGUAGGUCCUUCUAAGUGGGCAACAUAGCAACCACAACUAGCUUUACUAAAAGGCUAUUGCUUGUUAAUGAUGCCUUCUUUAUGUACUGAUAGAUAUAAUGAAUAAAUUUUAUGAUAUUUAAAAAACAA